CAAGUUACGUUUCGACUUAAGAUGCAGUUUUUAGGAACCAAUUGUGUCGUAAGCCUGGGGACUGCCUGUAUCAGAAUUAGGGGUUUCCUCAAAAGCCAUCCCAUCCCAUCAGCAGCUCCAAGAAUUUCAAGUUAUAGUUAGCAGUCUCCUUUCUGUAGAGAACAAGAAUGGUUUCAUAGAGGGCACUAGAGCAGAAUUUGAGACACCAAGAUUUCUGCCCUGCUGUGGCUUUUCUCUGUGACCUUAGGUAAAGUCUCUCCGUGCCUCAGUUCCCCAUCUGUAAAAUGGGGAUAUUAUUUUCCCUUUCCUACUUCACAAGGAAAAAUGUAUUGAAAGACUUUGUGAGGUUAAGAAAUGUACAUCACCCCUGUUGUCAUAGUAUCUAAGAUACAUAGAUGUAUGUAAACCUUGUCUGGCAAUAACAAACUGUUACCAUCCAGCCCAGCCUGGUAACCAGGCAAGAUCCCAGUCUGGAACUGCCGUGCAUGCAGGAAGGCUGGGUUCUGUGUAGUGCCGUUGCUAGGACAUGCUCAACUUUUUUUUGAGGGUCCGGACCUAACAUAUCCAUUUUGAGGAAAAAUGAAACACAUCCAAGAUUCCUGAAUAAUAAGAAUGGGUCCAGAUGUACCACUACUAAAUGAUUACAAGCAGGAGUUCUUCUUGAAGCGCUUUCCACAGACUGUCCUGGGAGGUCCCCGAUUUAAAUUAGGCUAUUGUGCCCCUCCUUACAUAUAUGUGAAUCAGAUUAUUCUUUUCCUAACACCAUGGGUUUUGGGAGGAGUAGGAACACUUUUGUACCAGUUAGAUAUUAUGAAAGACUAUUACACUGCAGCACUUUCCGGAGGACUGAUGCUUGUUACAGCACUUAUUCUCCAGUUGACAAAUCUGCACGCGAGACAGAGAACAGUGACGGUAGAAAGAAUGCAGGUUCCAAAUACCCUAACAGAUGAAGACGAGUAUGAAUUUUCUAGCUGUUUAGGUUCAGAGACAGUAAAAUUUAUUAUUCCAGGCAAGAAGUAUAUAGUGAACACUGUUUUUCAUUCAUUUCUUGCUGGGGUCAUGUGUGGUUUGGGUACUUGGUAUUUGCUACCAAACAGAAUAACUUUGCUGUAUGAUAACGUUGGAGGAACUGUUAUGAUCUUUGUGUUUGGAUGGGUGACUAUAUGUAUAGGAGAAUAUUCAUUAAUCAUAAAUACGGCUACAGAGACAGCUGCUUUCCAAGCACUGGAUACUUAUGAAAUUACCGCUUUGAUGAGACCUUUCUAUAUUUUUGUCUUUAUUGCAGUGGAUCUUGCAUACAGGUUUGCUGGUAACAUACCCGUCCUAGAGCAGACAAACCAGAUCUUGCACAUCUUAUUUCUGUUUCUGCCAUUCUUAUGGGCAUUGGGAAUUCUGCCUCUGCUCGAUGCACUUUUUCUAUGGGGAAUGGAACAAGUGUUGGAGUUUGUCCUAGGAGGUUCACCCAUGUCGAGUAACAUAAAGUUAUUAGUAAUGUUUCUCAUUUCUGCUGGAACAGCUAUAGCAUCGUAUUUCAUUCCCAGCACUCUUGGUGUGGUCCUCUUCAUGACUGGAUUUGGGUUCAUACUGAGUCUUAACCUAAGUGAGAUUGGUUUUUCCUUCAAGCACACCAUGAGCAGCCAUUUAGCUUCCAGCAAGUCUAAGACUCUAUCCAGUGGUCCUAGGAUACAGUUUGGGCGAAGGGAAUUCAUUUUCUAUUUGACUGUGUUGACAUUUGCUCUUAUAGAAGCUAGCCUGCUGCACCACUUUGCUGGUUUUACAGCAUUUUCCAAAGAGAGUCCCCAAGCUAUAGUGAGUUACUUUCUGAUCAUAUUACUCCUAAUUAUGUGGAUUCUUAGAGAGAUUCAGAGAGUAUACUUGUUUGGAGUCUUCCGAAAUCCCUUUUAUCCAAAGGAUAUCAGGACUGUGACUGUAUUCAUGGAGAAGCAAAGAAGGCUUAUGAAAGUUGGUGUUGUCAGGAGGAUUUUACUAACACUAGUGUCUCCAUUUGUUAUGAUAGCAUUUAUUUCACUAGACUGUUCCCUACAAAAUCUUCAUUCUGUGUCUGUUUGCAUUGGAUUCACAAGAAUCUUUAGAAUGGUCUGGCAAAAUACAGAGAAUGCCAUGCUGGACACAGUGGUGGUGUCAAUAGUACAGAUGCUGGUGUUUAAUACAGAUGUAUGGUGGAACAGGAGCCUGGAUACAGGAAUCAGACUCUUACUGGUUGGUGUCAUUCGGGAUCGACUACUUCAGUUUAUCUCAAAGCUGCAGUUUGCAUUAACUGUUCUCUUGACAUCGUGGACCGAAAAAAAGCAACGUCGUAAAUCCUCCACCACAUUAAUUACACUCAACGUUGUUUUCUUCCCUGUUGUAUUGGCCUUCAUUGCUGUUUCUGCGGUGCUGUCUUCCCCCUUGCUGCCUCUCUUCACUCUCCCAAUAUUUUUGAUCGGGUUUCCCAGACCAAUCCGAAGCUGGCCAGGAUCUGUGGGUGUAACAGCAUCUGUUUGUUCCGAUACUGUGUACUACAAGCAGAUGGUUCCAAGUCUGGCUGCCGCACUGCAAUCUGCACUAGCAGCUGGUAGCUUAGGUCUCUUUUUACCUGGAUCACACUACUUGUGCCGUUUUCAGGACAGACUGAUAUGGAUAUUGGUGAUAGAAAGAGGCUUCACAUACUGUUGUGUUAAUAUUAAGGGGCUAGAGUUGCAAGAAACCUCCUGUCACACUGCAGAAGCUCACAGAGUUGAUGACAUUUUUGCAAUGGCCUUUGAGCGUGAGGAGCAUGCAAAGACUCUCUCUCUCAAUCAUCAUUUUGGAAACAUUUUAACCCCUUGCACAGCUCUACCUGUGAGGCUGUAUUCUGAUGCCAAAAAUGUCUUGUCUGGAAUAAUUGAUUCUCAUGAAAACUUAAAGCAGCUGAAAGAUGAUUUUGUUAAAGUGCUUGUGUGGGUGCUAGUCCAGUAUUUCUAUAACAAAUCGAAAACAUGUGAGAAGCUGGACAAAGCAGACAAGGACACAGAUGAAUCAUUUCCAAUAAACAAGAAAGCAUUUAACAAUACAGUGGAAAGACCCAGGUCUGUAAGGGAUGAAGAUAGCUUUAGUGUAGAGACAAUUGAGGACUGGACUGAUGAUAGUGAUCUUUUUGAUCUUGAGCCCACUGGGAGAAUGAGAGAGAGAAAAGAAAUGGGACCAGCAGCAACUGCACCAAGAAUGCAUUUGUCUAUUCCAGGAUCUGUAGAAAUGCAGAGCAGAGAUGGUGCUCUACAAAAGACACCACUUGAAGAUAAACUACACAGACCCGUUGUACUUGGACUUCCUGCUCUAGAUAAAGGAAAAAAGCAGGAAGUGUUAAGACUACCUUCACUUGAAUUUAGCUGCUCCUAUUCGGAGCUGCUAAGCAUACCUGAAGAAUGGAGAACAGCGCCCAUCCCUGCUUCCAAACUCAAUGAGAUGAGGCAGAGGUUUCCAGAAGAGUGGUACCAUUUCAUUUUGAGUCAACUGGAUUUUUUUCAUUUGGAAGAAAAGCCUGCCAGUUUACUUGAAGACCUUACUAAAGACAAAGCUUUGAAAGACUUGUAUAUCCAUGGUGUAUUGUCAUGUUGUUUUGGUUUGUUUGGACUAGACAGUACAGUUCCUGCUCCUAGUCAUGUAUUUAGAGCCUACACUGGGGGUAUUCCUUGGUCUGUUGGCUUGGAUUGGCUGACUGGAAAACCAGAGCUGUUCCAGCUUGCACUGAAAGCAUUCAGAUAUACAUUUAAACUCAUGGUUGACCAAGCAAGCUUGGGUCCAGUAGAGAGCUUCAAAGAGCUGGUUAACUAUCUAGAAGAAUAUGAAAAUGACUGGUACAUUGGUUUGGUGUCUGAUAUUGAGUGGCAACAAGCAAUUUUAAAAGAAAAGCCGUAUCUCUUUUCCUUGGGGCAUGAUCCUAACAUGGGAGUUUACACUGGGAGAGUGCUCACCCUUCAGAAGCUGCUAGUGCAGGUGGGAAAGUUAAACGGUGACGCUGUCCGAGGCCAAUGGGCAAACCUUUCCUGGGAGCUGCUGUACGCUACCAACGAUGAUGAGGAACGCUACAGCAUACAAGCGCACCCGGUCCUCCUGAGGAACCUGACCGUGCAGGCGGCUGACCCACCCCUUGGCUAUCCCGUCUAUUCAUCAGAACCUCUGCAUGUGCCUUUGUUUUAGACUUUGUGCUGUCUUUUGUACGUUCUAGCUGCAUGUGGGGAAACAAAAAGCAAUGCUGCAUUUUACACUAGAAGUGUGAAGAUCCUGCUCUCAAAGUGGCACUGGAUGUGUGUGCCGAGCCAAUAAGGAUUGAUUUGCACAGAAACGGUGCUAGCCAGAGGCAAAUUCUACAGCAGGCAAGAGCAUUCAAACCUGUUUUUCAAAAUACCAUCUCCUUUGUUGCUGUCAGGGCAAGAAGCCACUGCUUCAAGAUGCCCUGAUUUCCAGUUCACAGAAGAGACAUGAUUCUGGCCAUACACCAACUCCUUAUGGUGCAUUCUGAUUUUUUUUUUUCUUUUCUUUUUUUACUAGUCUGACAGGUGACUUCCAUCAGUAGGCAGGUUACAGCUCAUUAUAGUACAGCAGACCACAGAGUUGGUCACCAAAGUGUACAUACAACUAUUUAUAUGUAUUUUUUUAUUCUGAUCAUUUUAUAUAUACAAUUGAGUUUAAUUUUAGCACUUGUUUAAAAUAUAUGGCUGUAAAUAUCGUCCUGAAUUGUAGUGUGCUACCAGCUGCUGUAUAAUAAGGGAAGUCUGGAAGAAGUAUUUUUACAGAAAUGUACACUUAUGUGGGCAAGAAAGGUUUUGUAAAUUAGCAACCUGAAUCUUGCCAUUUUACUAAAAACAAUCUACAAGGGGUGUUUCAGAAAGUAGCAGCAAUAUUGCAGUAAAACCCCAUUAGUGUGUGGUGAUCAUUUACUGAGCCACAUCACUUCUCUAGUCGUAAGCCAUGGGUGCAUUCGACAAUGCCACCGUCAAUGUUCCCUGCUGCUGCAUAGUUCCCACUUUGUCACAGGAAGACCGCGUGGGCAGCCAUUUUGUUGUUAGUUUCUGAAACACUCUCGUGUGUUAGGGGUCGGCAGCGGUAUGGCCUGCAGGCUGGAUUGGACCUGGCUCACAAACGUGAGGUUUUGGCAGUGAGCAUGCUCCCCGUGCUACCACAGGGACAAACGCCGGCCCACCUGCCUCUGACCUUGGGUGACCAUCCUGGCCCGCAGCCAGAAAAGGUUGCCUGUCUCUGGUCUAUGUGAUCCUACUGAUGAGAAGACCACAUAAGUAAAAAGGGAAGCCAGUGUUGACUCCAAGAGGAUUAGUUUUCUCAGGGUAGCAUUUGUGAAAAUUGUACUUUUUAUAAAAUGCAUUUGCAUCUUGUAUUAUUCCUUGAUGACAACAACAGGGGAAGCUUGAAACCUUUUUAAAAGAACUUUCUCUACUUUUUAUUUCAGAGUUACUGCUUUCAUUCAACUAUUCCUAGGCCCUUCCUGGCAUAGAUUUGGCAGUCAGUUGCUUCGUAGUAGUACUAGUAUCUUUGAAAACACUUUUGGGCCACUUCACAUGUCUCAAGUGACUUGUUCAAAUUAUCUAUAUAGUGGUCUGCAUUAGAUAAAACUGAAAUACCCCUGCUGCCUGCCAUUUGCCAGUAGUCACUCGGUAAGUCACCCCCCGCCCCCCUUCAACUUUAGCUAACAGCUCCACCAUAAUUGCUUUUAUUCACCAAGAUGUAAGUAAUUGCCUUUUUUCUCUAAAGUGAAUUUAAAUCAGAUCAGUUUCAUGAGGAAAUUAUUUGUACUUCAGUGUCUUUAGUCUUAAUAUUACACAACACUGAUCAUUCGCUGUGCAUCGCUGACCUUUAAGUCUUUUUUCGUAUCAGAAAAGUCUGAAUAGAGGCCAGCCUGCUGCUGAGUUUGCUGAUGCAAGAAGAGGCAUACCUUUCAGUUAAUCCCUUUAGGCAAUCAUGUAGUUAUAUUAGCAGAUUAUGCAACCCAUGUGCUUGUUAAACAGAGUUUAAAGGGUACAAAUAUUUAUGAGAGAUCUUGGAGGUAUUAAGGAGGUUCCUGUUGUAAACCCAUGAUGUGAUCUUCUACCAUUCACAGUCAGCCCUACACAUAGAACAUUAAAUCUGCUUCAGACUCUGAUUUCUUAUUCAA
Messenger RNA from Alligator sinensis (Chinese alligator), 6148 nucleotides. RefSeq names its product pecanex homolog 4 (gene PCNX4). The record is from RefSeq and is a predicted model, not a curated record. NCBI's taxonomy places the organism in Eukaryota, Metazoa, Chordata, Crocodylia, Alligatoridae. The transcript is spliced from 11 exons. The coding region runs from base 613 to 4179 and encodes 1188 amino acids. Gene Ontology annotation, cellular component: membrane.